CACACUCCACCGCGCUUUGAUACACCUGUGUCCUUCCCUACAAAUAUCGCAGAAGAACUCUAUCAUUUUGCGAAGGGUAUCCUUGAUAGCUGGGAUACCCGUAGCAAAAUCGAGCAAAAGAACUGUCUGUAAGUCUCCAUGGUUCUGCGAAAGUUAUUCACAAAGACUUGGUAUUUAGUUUUUAACCUUAUGAUUCUAUAUCAAAUGUAAGUGUUGCACUGAGUGGCAUCAUCAAUACCCUGGAUUCGGAGCUACAGCAGAAUUUUACAUGUUUUUCAGAUAUGGCCAACCAAUGCCUGAAUCAAGAACUUUUUACAGUCUCAAAAUCACAGGAAGCGAUAUUUCAGGGCCUCAAGUUAGAGCUAGGGCAUGGAGCCAUCGAGGAUCUUCGUGCCAUGAGGCGGUAUUGCAAGCGCCGGUACUGUGAUUUGGAGGAAGAGCGCGAUCAUGGUGCUUGGCCCGCCAGCGAAAAAGAUGCCAGGAACGAAGAACUAAAAAUCGUAUUGAUAAUGGAGCUCCUAGCGAAUGAGAUCAUAGCUAUGCAGAAUGUCCCAAAGGCCUCCGAACACGAAGAUGUAUUUAUUUGGAGAGGUCUGGCCAGGAUCUUGUAUGAUUACGAUCUUGUAGUGCGCGUCGGGGAGUUGGGGUCAUCGGCAACGAGAGAGGAUAGAGCCGCGAUGGAGCAAGAAUUUGGAGGGACCGACUCAAAUGUCCGAUCAAAGAAGAUUGACCUAAUGCACCAACUAUGCCUACAGGGGGUAGGUAAGCCAAUAGAAUUGAUAGCUUGGGAGGUCAAGUCCUCGUCAGUCUCUCCAGAUAUCCUGCAGAUCCAACUCCGAAAAAAUAUCAGGACAAAUGCAUCCAUCAUGAACAAUAUCUCGCAGUAUAUGGAACGUACGUUUCCCAGACCUUCGCCAAUAAUACUGGAUAUUGUUGGAUCCAAAGCGCUGGCAUACACUGUGAGGAAAUUCGAACCCGGUGCUUUUGGAGCAGGUGCUGUUGGGGAUACAAUGAUUCAGAUACCAAGGCAUGCCGAUGAGAUACCCGAGUUUUUAGAUGGAGGCGGCUUGUCUGCACUUUUGCGAAUUGGGGUAAGUUGAGCUUUUGAGUUUGAUUACAAACUUUUAACGUCUGCACAUCAAUCAUCAUUCCUUG
This is a messenger RNA of Lobosporangium transversale, 1155 nucleotides long. RefSeq lists its product as hypothetical. The record is from RefSeq and is a predicted model, not a curated record. The transcript is spliced from 2 exons. Bases 282 to 1100 code for a protein of 272 amino acids. NCBI's taxonomy places the organism in Eukaryota, Fungi, Mortierellomycota, Mortierellomycetes, Mortierellales, Mortierellaceae.